AUGAGUACACCUGCUAAUGACGGACGUGUUCCAUUGAUCGAGCCAGAGGAUUUACCUGUAGAAGUGAAAAGAGAAAACGAAUAUGGUUCAUUAGGUUCACGAGAUUAUCUAUACCAGGUGAAAUCGUUGAAAGAUGAGCCAAUUCAACGACCAAUCAUUGAUACUCCGCCAUAUUACAUUUCAUUGAUUACCUAUUUAAACUAUCUGAUUUUGAUGAUCCUGGGACAUGUUCAUGAUUUUCUUGGGAUGACUUUUCAAAAAGAUAGGCAUUUGGACGUUUUGGAGAGAGAUGGGUUUGCACCAUGGUAUUCCAAAUUUGAGAGUUUUUUUGCCAGGAGAAUGAAGAAAAGAAUUGACGAUUGCUUCUCACGUCCAACUGCUGGAGUUCCAGGAAGAUUUAUUCAUUGCAUUGACCGUAUAUCCCAUAAUUUGAACGAAUACUUUACCUACCCAGGUUCUACCUCCAUGUGUCUAAAUCUAUCCUCCUAUAACUAUCUUGGAUUUGCUCAAAGUGAGGGUCAAUGCACAGACGCCGCAUUGGCCAGUGUUGAUAAUUACGGCGUACAAUCUGGUGGACCUAGAACACAGAUAGGAUCAACUGAUCUUCACGUUGAGGCUGAGAAACUGGUUGCAUCUUUUGUUGGAAAGGACGAUGCGAUGAUCUUCUCGAUGGGUUACGGUACUAAUGCCAAUUUCUUCAAUGCUUUUCUGGAUUCAAGUUGUCUGGUGGUCUCGGACGAGUUAAACCAUACUUCAAUUAGAACAGGUGUUAGAUUAUCAGGAACUGCAGUGAGAACUUUCAAGCACAAUGAUAUGGCUGGUUUGGAGAAGCUUCUAAGAGAACAAAUCGUUCUUGGUCAACCAAAGACACGUCGUCCAUGGAAAAAGAUCCUGAUUUGUGUGGAAGGGUUAUAUUCAAUGGAAGGUACUGUAUGUAAUCUACCUGGAAUCGUGGCCUUGAAGAAAAAGUACAAGUGCUAUUUAUUUGUUGACGAAGCUCAUUCCAUAGGAGCAGUGGGACCAAAUGGACGUGGUGUUUGUGAUCUAUUUGGCGUAGAUCCAGCAGACGUGGAUAUCUUAAUGGGAACUCUAACGAAAUCGUUUGGUGCAGCUGGUGGGUAUAUCGCUGCGCAACAAUGGAUAAUGGAUAGACUGAGAUUGGACCUUACAACAGCCAACUAUAGUGAAUCAAUUGCGGCACCUGUCCUAGCUCAAAUCAUCUCUUCCCUAAAGACUAUUACUGGUGAACUUAAGCCAGGCGAAGGUAAGGAGAGGUUACAACGUAUUGCGUUCAACUCUCGUUACUUGCGUCUAGGUUUGCAAAGACUCGGAUUCAUCGUUUAUGGUUCUCCUGAUUCACCUGUCAUCCCCAUGCUUCUAUAUUGUCCAUCUAAGAUGCCCGCAUUUUCAAGAAUGAUGUUACAAAGAAAGAUUGCCGUUGUCGUGGUUGCAUAUCCUGCAACACCACUGAUUGAAUCCAGAGUCAGAUUUUGUGUUUCUGCAGCAUUGACAAAAGAUGAUCUGGACUACUUGUUACGCCAUGUUAGCGAGGUUGGCGACAAGCUGUACUUAAAACUAAGUUCAGGAAGGGCAAGCCCUCCAGAGGAUGGUAAUCCACCAAGAUGGGAUAUUGAGGAUGUAAUCGCACGCACGGCGGAAGACUGCAAAGAUAAUAAGUACUUUGUCAUAUGA
Molecule: messenger RNA, 1692 nt
Organism: Torulaspora delbrueckii
Lineage: Eukaryota; Fungi; Ascomycota; Saccharomycetes; Saccharomycetales; Saccharomycetaceae
Gene: LCB2
Product: serine C-palmitoyltransferase LCB2
Exons: 1
Coding region: 1-1692 (563 amino acids)
Biological process (GO): sphingosine biosynthetic process; ceramide biosynthetic process
Cellular component (GO): serine palmitoyltransferase complex
Molecular function (GO): pyridoxal phosphate binding; serine C-palmitoyltransferase activity
Source: RefSeq, a predicted model, not a curated record